This is a messenger RNA of Colletotrichum karsti, 738 nucleotides long. Its product is annotated as haloacid dehalogenase. NCBI's taxonomy places the organism in Eukaryota, Fungi, Ascomycota, Sordariomycetes, Glomerellales, Glomerellaceae. The transcript is spliced from 2 exons. Bases 1 to 738 code for a protein of 245 amino acids. The record is from RefSeq and is a predicted model, not a curated record. Gene Ontology annotation, molecular function: hydrolase activity, acting on halide bonds, in C-halide compounds.
AUGACUUCGGAACAGAAGAGGGUAGUCAUCGCGUUCGAUCUGUACGGCACGCUGCUCUCGACCGAGUCGAUCGCCUCGGAACUCUCGAAGUUGUACGGAGACGAAAACGCCAAGACGCUCGCUGCGCAAUGGCGGAGGUACCAGCUGGAGUACACCUGGCGAAUCAACAGCAUGGGCAUCUACCGGCCCUUCUCCGAGCUGACGCGCGCGUCGCUGAAACACGCCGUUGCGGAGAAGAAGCUCACGCUCUCUCGAGAGGAUGAAGAUCGCCUAAUGAACGCCUACAACGGCCUACAAACCUUUCCCGAGGUCAAGGCAGCACUGAAGCUCGUUGAAGACGACACCUCGAUAGACGCCUAUGUCUUCUCCAAUGGCACUGACGACAUGGUGGGCACGUCGAUGAAAACAUCGCCCGAGUUGUCUCGAAUGGGCCAUGUAUUUGGUCCUGAUAAGCUGGUCACUGUUGAGGAUGCUCAGUGUUUCAAACCAUCUCCAAAGACGUAUCAUCACUUUGCGAAGAAAGUAGGGAUGCAAGAUCAGCAGGACAGCAUAUGGCUCAUCAGUUCGAAUCCUUUCGACGCACUAGGAGCAAGAGCUGCAGGGUGGCAGUCCGCCUGGAUCGACCGCGCCGGGGCGGGUUGGGUUGAUGCUCUGGGCAGUUCGAUCGGAACUGAACCGACUAUUGUCGUUGAAGGAGUAGACGAAGCUAUCAGGAAGAUUAUGGGAACGUCGAAGUAA